Messenger RNA from Saprolegnia parasitica CBS 223.65, 366 nucleotides. RefSeq lists its product as hypothetical. Bases 1 to 366 code for a protein of 121 amino acids. NCBI's taxonomy places the organism in Eukaryota, Oomycota, Saprolegniomycetes, Saprolegniales, Saprolegniaceae. The transcript has 2 exons. The record is from RefSeq and is a predicted model, not a curated record.
AUGGCGAUGCUCAUGCUCAUGACCUCGAUCAACGUGCGCUCCGACGCACUGGCUGAACAGUGUCGUCAUGCGACUGCAGGCACCCCGCUCGUUGGUGACAUUAGUGACGAGACAACCAUCGAGUACGCGCUCUUUGAUCGUUCUGGCAACGAAGUGUUCUGCCGCAAGCUUGGCUUUGUGAUCACGGGUCAACUCAUUCAGAACCGCCUCCGCCCCUACAAGUGGCGGAUUCUCCGCCUUUGGAUCAUCAACUUUUACUUGUGCCCGCUCAAGGAGCGCGAAGCGAUCGCGUCCAUGACGCUUGGCAUUCCGGGCAGCCAUCUACGACUGCAGCGUGUUCAAAGUCUUUUGCACUCUAGUCGGUAA